This is a messenger RNA of Vollenhovia emeryi, 4971 nucleotides long. RefSeq names its product copper-transporting ATPase 1 (gene ATP7). Gene Ontology annotation, biological process: copper ion homeostasis; monoatomic cation transport. The coding region runs from base 313 to 4005 and encodes 1230 amino acids. The transcript has 13 exons. The record is from RefSeq and is a predicted model, not a curated record. Lineage: Eukaryota; Metazoa; Arthropoda; Insecta; Hymenoptera; Formicidae. Gene Ontology annotation, molecular function: P-type divalent copper transporter activity; copper ion binding; ATP binding. Gene Ontology annotation, cellular component: membrane.
GCGCCCGCGCACAAGGAGCGACGCGCCGUUCAUUCACGCCGCCGUGGUGGGCUGCCCGCGUCGCGGAGGGUGCGAGGCGGACGCGCUUAAGGUUACGAGCCGCCCGUGAAGAGGCUGAGAAGAGGCAAGUGGACCCGCCCGCCCGCUCUCCGUGGCUCGUGUACGCGCGCGCCCUCCGUCCUUUUCGCGUCCUACGUCGCGCGCGCGAAUCGCCCGGCGAUGCGUGCGCGCGUCUGCCGCUGAAGGGACGGCCAGUUGGUAUGAUACAACGGCGCUGCCCGCCCGAGUCGCUGCGCCCGAACGCGAGGGAAGAUGGAGAUGACGUCGAUGACGAAGCAGUCGGAGUCCCGGCGGAGCGGACGCGAGAGCAGAGGGAAAAGCGCCGACGGAGUUAGAAGCGGCAAGAAGCGUCGUUCCAAGAAGAAAAGGGAUAGUCACGAGGACGACAGCGAUGAUAUCAUGCACGUGGGAAUGUCAACGGAAAAUGUUAGCGCGAUUAAACUCCGCAUCCAUGGCAUGACCUGCUACAAUUGCGCGAACAACAUCGAGAAGACGAUGCGCAACCGGUCCGACGUCAUCGGCAUCAAGGUGAUACUGAACGAGGAAGUCGGUUACAUCAAGUACAAAACGAACAAGAUUACGCCCAAAGAAUUGGCGGACGCGAUCGAGGACAUGGGGUUCACCGUCCGCAUGCCGAAACCCGUCAAGAGAAGGGACGUCGCCACAGUACCCACCCCCGGCGUCUGCCACAUACACAUAGACGGAAUGACGUGUCAGUCGUGCGUCAAGAAUAUCACCGAUGUUCUGUCCUCAAAGCCCGGUAUAAACAGCGUGGACGUCAGUCUGCGGGAUAGAGAAGCCAAAAUAUGUUACAGUGAUAGUACUAUAUCAAGCAGUGACAUAGCAAUGCAUAUAGAAGAUUUGGGCUUCUCCGCGUAUGUGAAAAAGGCGGGGGAUAAGAAGAAGAGAAAGACGGAGUCGCAAGCGAAUGGCAUCGGUGAUGUCAAAAAUCAAUUUUCAAAGUGCUUCCUGCAUAUAACGGGUAUGACCAGCGCUUCCUGCGUCGCUGCGAUAGAGAAACACUGCAGAAAACUAUACGGUGUGAACAACAUACUGGUGGCACUGAUGGCCGCCAAGGCAGAAGUCAGUUACGAUCCUGACAGGAUCACACCGGCGGAUAUUGCUGCCAGCGUAUCGGAAUUGGGUUUUCCCACGACUUUAACUGAGGAAUCCGGGACUGGACAGAGCGAAGUCGAGUUGAGGAUCUUGGGCAUGACGUGCGCGUCGUGCGUAAAUAAAAUAGAGUCCACCGUGAAGAAGCUACCUGGUGUACGAUUGGCGACGGUCGCUCUAGCGACGCAGCGGGGCAAGUUUAGGUACGACGUGGAGAAGACUGGCAUCAGACAUAUCGUCGAUUGUAUCAAUAAACUAGGUUUCACGGCCAGUCUGUUUAGCAACCAAGAUAGGGACAAUAGGGAUUACCUGGAUCAAAAAGAACUGAUAAGUAAAUGGCGAACGGCGUUUUUGGUGUCGCUGAUUUUCGGAGUCCCGUGCAUGGUAGUGAUGGUAUAUUUCAUGGUGAUCAUGUCAGUCGGCAACAAGACGCACGAGGAAAUGUGCUGCAUAAUACCUGGUCUUUCCUGGGAAAAUCUACUACUCUUUGUGUUCUCCACGCCGGUGCAGUUCUUUGGCGGCUGGCAUUUCUAUGUGCAAGCCUACAAAGCUUUGAGACACGGCACGACCAACAUGGACGUCUUAAUCUCGAUGACUACUACGAUCUCGUACCUUUAUUCCAUUGCCGUCCUCGCCGCCGCUAUGAUAAUGCAAGAGAACGUCAGUCCACAGACGUUCUUCGACACUCCGCCGAUGCUCUUGGUUUUCAUCAGUCUGGGAAGAUGGCUCGAGCAUGUGGCAAAGGGAAAGACGUCCGAAGCUCUCUCAAAACUGUUGUCUUUGAAAGCCACGGAUGCGGUGUUAGUCACGCUAGGGCGUAACAACGUAAUAUUAUCGGAGCACGUGAUAACCAUCGACAUGGUGCAACGCGGCGACGUGCUAAAGGUGCUCCCGGGCGCCAAAGUGCCCGUCGACGGCCGCGUGCUGUCCGGUCAAUCGACCUGCGACGAGAGUCUGAUUACCGGCGAGAGUAUGCCAGUGCCAAAGAGCAAGGACUCGCUGGUGAUCGGCGGCUCGAUCAAUCAGAACGGGUCGUUGAUGAUCGUCGCCACGCACACGGGCGAGCACACGACGCUGGCGCAAAUCGUCCGCUUGGUAGAGGAAGCGCAGACGAACAAGGCGCCUAUCCAGCAGCUCGCCGACAGGAUAGCCGGCUAUUUCAUACCCCUGGUUAUAGCGGUCUCUGUAGUGACGCUAAUAAUUUGGAUCAUCAUCGGCUACGCGAACGUCGAGCUGCCCAUGUCGCACAACGAUCAGAUCAAUAAAAGCAGCUCGAAUCGCGACGAAAUCAUAUUUCAGUACGCCUUUCGUAGCGCCCUGGCGGUACUCGCGAUCGCUUGUCCCUGCGCGCUCGGCCUGGCCACCCCGACCGCGGUUAUGGUCGGCACGGGCGUAGGCGCGCAAAACGGUAUCCUGAUCAAGGGGGCCGAGCCGCUGGAGAACGCGCACAAGGUCAAAUGCGUCGUCUUCGAUAAGACGGGAACGUUGACACACGGCGUCCCGCUCGUCACCAGAAUCGGUAUGUUCGUCGAGGAGAAGGUCUGCACAUUAGGGAAGAUGCUGCUGGUCGUCGGCACGGCGGAGAUAAACAGCGAACAUCCUAUCGGGUCAGCGAUCGUACGCUACGUGAAAGACACAAUCGGAACGACCACUGGAGAAUGCUCGAACUUUCAAGCGGUCGCCGGCUGCGGUUUAAAAUGUAAAGUGACUCACUUGGACGCUGCACUGUUUAAUGCGCUGAGGUCCGAGAAGCUUAUCAAUUACAUGAAUCAGGCAUGCGACUUGCAGACUGGAACGUUCAGUCUCAAUAAUGUGCCCAUUGACAAGCUGGCACUCGUCAAGUCGGUAGAAGAGGUCCAGGAGAAGCAAAAGUUUGAUCUACAGUUACUUUUAAAUCCAAACCAGCGCAACACCGAGGACCCCGUGGAUGAUUUGUACGAGGUUUGCAUCGGUAAUCGGGAGUGGAUGCACCGGAAUGCGAUCACGAUUCCGGAUGAAGUCGACAGGAGGAUGGUCGACGAGGAGGACCUAGGUCGCACCGCCGUCUUAAUCUCGAUAAACAAUAUUCUGGUCUCCAUGAUCAGUGUCGCUGACACGGUGAAGCCCGAGGCACAUCUCGCGAUCUAUACCCUGAAGAACAUGGGAUUGCAGGUGAUCCUCUUGACGGGCGAUAAUAAGAAGACCGCGGCUUCGAUCGCCAGACAGGUCGGCAUCAGCAGAGUUUUCGCGGAGGUGUUACCGUCCCACAAGGUGGCUAAAAUUCAGCGAUUGCAAGAACAGGGGUUGAGAGUCGCCAUGGUGGGAGACGGCGUCAAUGACAGCCCGGCUCUAGCUCAAGCGGACGUCGGUAUCGCUAUCGCGUCUGGCACAGACGUAGCCGUGGAGGCCGCCGAUGUGGUUCUGAUGCGCAGCGAUCUCCUGGACGUAAUCGCGUGUUUAAAUCUAUCAAGGAAAACGGUCCAUAGAAUAAGACUGAAUUUCUUAUUCGCUAGUAUCUACAAUCUUCUCGGCAUUCCCAUAGCCGCCGGUGUAUUCAGCUCCUUUGGAUUCUUCCUACAGCCCUGGAUGUCUUCCGCUGCCAUGGCUUUAAGUAGCGUAUCGGUGGUAGGAAGUUCUUUGUUACUGAAAUUUUAUCGUAAACCGACUAAAGCCACGUUGGAAACUCCCGAAUACCUAGCAGCUAUGCAGGCAGAUUCUACAGCAAGAAUGAUUGAUUGGGACACGUUAUCAGUCCAUCGCGGAAUAGAAGAUACGUACACACCAGUUCUGGACAAGUCAACGUCCACACUGUCCAGGUACAAGCAAACAGCUUGCGAACCCUCUAUUGCUUAAUAUUAUAUAGAGUUAAUUAAUGUUAACGGGAGAAGUUCGUUAUUUAUUUCCUUAUAUACUAACCAUGUACAGAAUUAUUUUUGAUAAUGCAACUUACACCCCCGCUCUCCAUCGCUUAUUGGAAUAUCGACAUGUUUGUAUGCAAUUAUUAUUGUUUGCGAAUAACAGUUCGAAGUGAAACAUAACUAAUCGAUAAUUGCUUAAUUUCAUAUCAUUGUAAAUAACAUAAUUUAGACACUUUCAAUGAAUCCAGGUCUUCUUGUAUUUUACUUGGAUGUUUAUAUACAGACUGAUUCCUGAUUGCAUUUAAUUUCAAUAUACAUAUUAUAAUUAAAUUUCAGUUCAAGGUCUCGAAAUUUUCUUUCGAAACAUUUUCUUAAUCAUUUUGACAAGUUUUUUCAAAAGGUUAUGGUAAAAAAGCGCCUGAAGCACCGCACCACUACAAUCGCACCGUCACAAGAAAAUACAUAUUAAUGUUUCACGCGGGUCUCAUUACAAAGAAACUAAUUUUCGCCUAACAUGAAAGAAAUUGAUAUCGAUUAUGAAUAAUUAAGAAUCAUUCUGUGUGUAAUGUUCUUUAAAAAUGAUGAAGAUGUAAGGUUUUGUGUAUGAAAUUAUAUUAUUCCUAGCUCUUAAUUACUAAAGUUGACCGAAAUUAUGAUUUCUGUCCACAGAAAUUUUUUCAAAUGUUAUGAAUGUUUUGCUUAUUCUUCGGAAAUACUGGUUUGUUACUUACGAUAGAAUAUAAGACUGAGAACAAAAAUAUUCUCGUCUGCGGGAGAAAUGUAUUGUCUACUUGAAAUUAUUUUUAUUAUAAAUAUAAUUCUUUAUAACUGAAUACAAUUAAGUAACUAACUAAUAAAUGUGUAAAGAUGUUGCUAUGGAAUAUUAGAAAAACUGUUAGAUGCAUUAAGAAUUUUACUCUACUGUACCAAUAUUUUUGAUGUAUAAAUACUCAGAUAUGUA